Rhineura floridana is the source of this 5279-nucleotide messenger RNA. RefSeq names its product zinc finger and BTB domain containing 21 (gene ZBTB21). Gene Ontology annotation, biological process: negative regulation of DNA-templated transcription; regulation of transcription by RNA polymerase II. Gene Ontology annotation, cellular component: nucleus. Lineage: Eukaryota; Metazoa; Chordata; Lepidosauria; Squamata; Rhineuridae. The transcript is spliced from 4 exons. Gene Ontology annotation, molecular function: protein binding; RNA polymerase II cis-regulatory region sequence-specific DNA binding; DNA-binding transcription factor activity, RNA polymerase II-specific. The record is from RefSeq and is a predicted model, not a curated record. Bases 1617 to 4769 code for a protein of 1050 amino acids.
GGCGGAUUGCAGGAAGAAAAGUAUGCAGAUAUGUUCCCUAGUUACCCACUUUCCCUUUAUUCUUUGAAGGCACAUAACAACAACAAAGUGAAUAGUAAGAGGUGUCAGUGCUUUGUUAUGGAGGUUCAAGCGCAAAUGAAAUUGCAACCUCUGACAUAUGAGGACUUUACCUAAACUCAGAUGCAUAUGUGUUGGUUCUAAUUAUACAGGAGAGACCUGGAAAACAAUGUGGUUGUGAUAGCCAGAACGGCCAGAAGUACUUUGUUUUGUUUUAUUACUUUGUGACCCUGCUAAUGAAAAUAGUUCUGGGGUUGAACUUGUCUGAAUAGUCAUGCCUUAGGUUAGUCCUUUUUGGUCUGAAUGCUUUGCCACCCUGCUGGUUUAUUGCUGCUGUGUUAACUCCCCGAUUUUUGUAUUUUACAGUGCAAUCUUGUGCAUGUCUAUCCUAAAGUACGUCCCAUAGCUUUAUUCCCAGAGUAGUUUGUAUAGGAUUGCAGCCUUAUUGUAAUAUUACUGUGAUUCUGUUGUAUAUUUUUCAUCUUGGGAGCUCUUGUAGCUGAAAGUCUGGAAGUAAAUGUAAAAAAUAAAAUACUACCCAGUAUCAUUCCAUGCUAAAAUUAAUCUGGCCAUACUGAUGCCAAAUCCAGCCAUACUAACCUGAGAUCUAGCUAAUCUGGGAUCAGUUACGGAAUUUGCAAGUUCAACCCCAGAACUAUUUUCAAUACAAGGUGUCAGCCCAGAAACACACAAAGUGCAUCUGGCAUGUUCACAGGGCUUCAGAGUCUCCUCCUGAAUAACUAGAACCAUUCCAUACAUAUAAAAUAACAUAUAAUAGUUUAGACUUGACAUCAGUAGGAGAUGAGGCUCAAGCAGUUGUGUCAAAAGCUUCAUGGGGAGAAGGUGAGUUUUGAGAUAUUUACAUGCAGCAUAUGUUGUCUGUCACAACAUUAUAAUAUAUUGGUAUCUGGUCACCUAAAUGAAAACUGAGCAAGGACGUGCUUGUUGGGACAUGUUGUCAAAGGAAUUUUACAUGUACAAUUAAACUCCUUAACACAUACACAAAACAGUAACGCAAAAGAGCCAGAGGAAUACAGGGUUACCCUGCUAAUCACAGGAGCAGAUAAGAAACAUACAUACAUGGUACAUACAUCAGCCUCAGCCUGCUGAAAAUGAUCUGGAGGGUGGAGGGUAGAGGGUCGAAGCCUGCAAGGGAGCCCAAGAACUGCACCUUGCCCAGGGCCCCAUCAAACCUGGAGCUGGCCCAGGAUGAGAGAUGAUGUGUGACAAUGGAAAGCUGGGGAAGGAAUGCUCCGUCAUCAACAUACAGGAGCAAUUUGCAUAGUUCGGCGAUGUGCUGCAUGAAGAAGUACUUCCCGCCCCCAGGAUAAUAAAAGGGUGGAUAGACUGGAAAUACCAGGCAAGAGCAAGAAGAGGUUCUCAGGAAGAGGGGGAAGUUGACUUGACAAAGCAGUGGGAAACAUAAGAUAUCAUCUGAGAUAGACUUGAAAGUAACUACAAAUUAAGAAACAAAUGCAAUCCUGAAUCUGAGUUUGUCAUUUUUGAACAUAUUCUAAAUUCAAGAAGAGGAAAGGAAGGUUUUAUGAUAAACCUAAAUCAUGGAGGGACUCUUGCAUUAUAUAAAUCCAGCACAUGCUAUUUCCCUCCUAAGUGCUUUAAAUGAGGAACGUCUAAAAGGGCAACUCUGUGAUGUUGUUCUGAUAGUGGGAGACCAAAAGUUUCGAGCUCAUAAAAAUGUUCUGGCUGCCAGCAGUGAAUAUUUUCAGACUCUGUUCACUAAAAAAGAAAAUGAGUCUCAAUCAGUGUUUCAGCUUGACUUCUGUGAACCAGACACCUUUGACAAUGUAUUAAACUACAUUUACUCAUCAUCCUUGUUUGUUGAGAAAAGCAGCCUUGCUGGUGUGCAAGAAGUAGGGUACAGUCUUGGAAUUUCCUUUCUUACUAACAUUGUUUCCAAAAGUCCUCACGUUCCUUUGCCUGCAUGUCCCAUUAAGAAAAUACUGUUCCAAGAGGAAGAUGAAAGCUGUUCCCAGAAAAGAAGUGUCAUAGUUUGUCAGAGUAAAAGUGAAGCACAGGGGGAAAAUGUUGGUCAAACCCCACAUGACAUAAGCCAUAGUUCUAAACCCUUGUCCUCAGUUGCUGUCAAAACUAAGUGGCCACAAGUAACACAGUCAACUGAGUUUCUACAUAGCCUAUCACUAAAUGAAAGGAGAUGGCUGAAAGACAGUUCUUUAAGAUACUCCAAGUCUCAUGAACCUUCAGCUGCAGCGGAUGAUCAAAGCAGAACUAAAAGGAAUGCAGUAUUGUCGCAGAAAAUGGCUGCAGACAAGGAAGUGGGAGCAGAUGAACCAGGAGGAAGCGAUCAGUUCCUAAGAGGAAAGGCAGCAGAAGUACCCUUGAAAAGGCCUUGCCCACCAGUCUUAUCUUUAUGUAGCUCAUCGGAAUCAACAUUUUUGUUGAAAGAGACAGGAAAAGGAGCUGGUCCAGGGGAAGACAGGAAUUUGCUGUACUACUCAAAGUUAGGAUUAGUCAUCCCAUCUAGAGUAUCUGGUCCUGAGAAUCAAAGUAUUGACAGGAGUGGGCCACUUGUAAAAAGUCUCCUUCGAAGGUCAUUGUCCAUGGAUAGUCAAGUUCCUGUUUAUUCACCUUCUGUUGACUUUAAGCUUUCUCAAGGAUCUUCAGUGGUGAACAACACACAAGGGAGAAUGUUAAACGUAAUAUCCCAAAAGUCAUCCAUGAAAGAGUCUUCAGAAAAGGCAGCUCCUGAUGAUAAGAUACAGGUAAUGCACCCACAUCGCCUUAGAUCUUUUAGUGCUUCUCAGUCAGUAGACAGGGAGGUAGCUUCACCUCUUAGAGAAAUGCGAAUUAAAACUGAACCUAGCAGUCCACUUUCAGAUCCUUCUGAAAUAAUAAGAAUAACUGUGGGGGAUGCUUCAUCUGCCAAUAAAAAUAACCCUUUUAAAAUGGAGGAUGACCAUAGGGAUCUCAGUAGACUUCCAGCUAAAAGAAGGUUUCAAGCAGACAGAAGGCUACCACUCAAAAAAAUUAAGGUGGAUGAACAUGCUUCGCCUGAGCCAGGAGACAGUUUUGAGGAAAAUUCAAAUCCUACACCCCUUGAUGCUGAUUUCCCAGAUUCUGGCAUUAGCAAAGACGAAUAUGGUGAGCUGGAAGAAACAAAGCCUAACAAAAAGUUUAAGUGCAAACAUUGCCUUAAGAUUUUCAGGUCAACAGCAGGCCUUCAUCGUCAUGUCAAUAUGUACCAUAACCCUGAAAAACCGUAUUCUUGUGAUAUUUGUCAUAAGAGAUUUCACACAAACUUCAAAGUUUGGACGCAUUGCCAGACUCAGCAUGGAAUUGUGAAGAAUCCUUCACCUGCUUCCAGUUCACACGCUAUCUUGGAUGAAAAAUUCCAAAGGAAAUUAAUUGAUAUAGUGAGGGAACGAGAGAUUAAAAAGGCCCUGAUUGUUAAACUAAGACGUGGCAAGCAAGGUUUUCAGGGACAGACUGGUUCACAAGCACAGCAAGUAAUCAAAAGAAACCUAAGGUCAAGAACCAGAGGAGCCUACAUAUGCACCUAUUGUGGGAAAGCGUAUCGCUUCUUGUCACAAUUUAAGCAGCAUAUAAAAAUGCACCCAGGGGAAAAACCCGUUGGAGGAAAUAAGGCUCUUAAACCAAAAGAAGAUACUCGUAUUGAAAGCCCAGUAGAAAACAAAAAAGUUUACCAGUGCCAUCUUUGUAAUGCUAAGUUUUCCUCUCUUAUCGAACAGGGAAAUCAUGAGCGGCUCUGCCGGAAUGCAACAGUUUGCCCGUACUGCAGCCUUCGUUUUUCUUCUCUAGACCUGAAGCAUGACCAUGAAAUCACAUGUGAAUAUAAGAAGCUAACCUGCCUAGAAUGUAUGCGCACUUUUAAAUCCUCCUUCAGUAUUUGGCGUCAUCAAGUUGAAGUCCACAAUCAAAAUACUAUGGCUCCGACAGAGAAUUUGUCUUUGCCAGUUCUGGAGCACAACGGUGAAGUAAGUAGCGCUUCUAGACUGCAUUCUCAAUUAGAGCCUAACAAGAUGAACAACUUUGUUGCAGCCAAAGAAGAUGGUGUGUUCAGUGAUUCGUCGGAACAGAUUAAUUUUGACUCAGAAGAUUCCUCCUGCCUCCCUGAAGAUCUUAGUGUUUCCAAACAGUUUAAAAUUCAUAUCAAAGAAGAACCUGCAGAUGAUGUAGAGGAGGAGGUCUCUGAAGGCAACCAGGAACCCAAAGAAACAGUUGCCAAUAAAGAUUCUGGACUGUGGCCCUGUGAAAAAUGUGGGAAAAUUUUUACUGUACACAAGCAGCUAGAGCGUCACCAGGAGCUUUUGUGUUCUGUGAAGCCCUUUAUUUGCCAUGUGUGCAACAAGGCCUUCCGCACCAAUUUCCGUCUGUGGAGUCACUUCCAGUCCCAUAUGGCACAAGCUACAGAAGAGCCUGUGCGAAGAGAACCUGAUAUGUGUGCACCAGCUAAUUCUCCAUCACCCCCACCUUUGCCUCCACCCCCACCCCUUCCCAAAAUACAACCUUUGGGACCUGAUAGCCCUACAGGCUUGUCAGAAACUCCUUCAGCUACUGAGAAAUUAUUUGUUCCUCAGGAAUCGGACACACUCUUUUAUCAUGCUCCACCACUUUCAGCUAUCACAUUCAAAAGACAGUAUAUGUGCAAACUUUGCCAUAGGACAUUCAAAACUGCAUUUAGUCUUUGGAGUCAUGAACAGACCCACAAUUAAAAUAAAAGGCAAAAAGAAUACAAGGAGUUUUAAAAAUCUGUUUAAUUUCCAUGAUGAUUUUGAAGUUACAGCAUUUGUAUAAAAAAGGAAAAUUUAUAUAUAAAGUGACAAGAGCCCCCAACAACUAAAAUUGACAUUUUGUGAUGCUUUAGAUGUGGAGAUUAAGUUAAACUAAACUUAUUGUUAGUAGAUUAAAUUGCUCACAUUUUUAAGGCAUGGUGGUCUAGGAUCUACCUACCUACCAAAUAAUUGCAUUCAUUUUAAAUAAUUUAUCCUGUGAUUCUAGUACAUAUGGAUUUAUAUUAAAAAAGCAACAGCAAUUUAAAAAUAGUUUAGCAUAAUGGAAAUCCUGCAGCAGCUUAUUGUUUUCACAGAGCAACUCUCAUGGGCUCCAUCUAAAUACUGGCCAUUCAUUUGAUGUUAAGGGAAGAAAUAGAUUGAAUGUUUUGCUGUGUUGACCUUGAUCUUAUUGAAAGUUAGCAAUAACAAAUAAAACCUUGUUUGAAUUAA